Paramuricea clavata is the source of this 1670-nucleotide messenger RNA. The record is from the annotation of a GenBank genome assembly. NCBI's taxonomy places the organism in Eukaryota, Metazoa, Cnidaria, Anthozoa, Malacalcyonacea, Plexauridae.
AUGCAGGAGACGGAACUCGCAGGAUCAGGAAUCGCGUCUACUCCUACGGAUCUUGGUCGUUCAUCUAAGGACACAUGUGGUGAAGAUAGUGAGUUGAGAAAGUUUUUUUUCACCUUUAUCUCACAUUUUAACAAACUGCAUGAUAAUAACGCAAUCGAAUUAUUAUAUUAUGAUUAUAUAAAUGUUUAUGAGAGAUGUGUGAUUUCGUCAUUACAUGUAUGUAUGUUUAUAGAUAUACAGGAAGCGGAAGGGGCAGAAACAGCGACCACGUCUACGCCUCUGGACUUUGGCCGGGCUUCUCAAAAUAGAUGUGGUGAAGAUAGUGAGUAAAAUUUCAUUUAUAUCUCUCAUUUUAACAAACUGCAGAUAGAAAGUCAAUUGAACUGCAUGGACUAUUAGAAAUUAAAAAGAUACAUAUGGAAAUUUUCUCGGGAAGGAUUAUUUUCAUCAAUAAAAUUGUGCAAGAAUUUUUAACUGACUGUAUGCUGCACUCGGGUCUUUUUUUAAUAUCAAAACGUUUGAGCUAGACCUUACUUAAACCAAAUUUAAAUGUAAAACCAAUCGCCGUUUUAAUUUGCAAUAAACUGACCUAAUUAAUUAGUUAAUUCCCCCUUUCAAUUUCUAAUGGCCCAUGUAUUUUUAAAAGUACAUUACAAUUAACAUCUAUUUGCCUUUGUAGAUAGAUUAAAAGCGAAAAAGUCGUUAUUUGUCGACGGAACCAUUGGGGUGUUGCCUCGUUCCAGACCAAAUACGCGGGGUAAGAUUUAUAUUUUAAAACGUAAAGUGCAUUAAUUGACAUUGUAACUUGAGUAUCAACAAGAAAUUUUUCAAUAUCUGUAAUUAAUUUACAUCAAAAUUCAACAUCUGUUAUUAACUUACAUCUAGAUUCAACAAAUAAUGCCAAGGCAGAUUCCUAUCAGUGGUGCACAUGCAAAAUGGUAAAUUGUCUAUAUAUAUAUAUAUAUAUAUAUAUAUAUAUAUAUAUAUAUAUAUAUAUAUAUAUAUAUAUAUAUAUAUAUAUAUAUAUAUAUAUAUAUAUAUAUAUAUAUAUAUAUAUAUAUAAAAUACUCAUAAUUUACGUUUUACACACGCGUAACUUACUUAGCGUGAAUAUUAAGGAUGUUAUUUAAGGAUGUUAUUAAAAUGCUUUAAAAUACGUCCAGAUAAAUGAAGGGCCUCUGCUUAACGUCAAUUAACCUCUGGAAAAUAGGAUAGGAUAAAAAAGUCCUCAUUUAUAAUACUGAUACCGAGCUAUCUGUUUGACAUUAUCUAUCGACAGGAAAGAAACAGAAAAGAGGAGGCAUCCAUGAUACUCUGCGAAACGGAUUAUCCAGAAAAGGUAUAAUUACAGGGUACCAAUUUAGAUAAGUAAAAAUCUAUAGUAAGCUGAGAAAGGAAUACACUGUUGACAUGCUUUUCAUUUUCUUCACUUAACUAUAUAGUGCCCGGGCAAUACUUGGUACCAUUUAAGAUGCCUUGGAUUGCAAAAAGUACCGGAAGGGGACUGGUGAGUUUUGAACACUACAAAAAAAUUAUGUAAAGAAAAUUGUUCAAAAUGUCAUAUAUGCAUUGUUUUCUUCCUACAGGUUUUGUACAUCAUGCAAAUCCUCGGCAUGCAAACCCACGUCAUGACUGAGACUGACUGGUGCACCAUAUGUAUAUAUAUAUAA